AGAUGGGGGAGCACGUGGUGAAGCACGGCGACGGCGUGAAGGACGUCGCCUUCGAGGUCGAGGACUGCGACUUCAUCGUGCAGAAAGCCAAGGAGCGCGGAGCAGUGGUUGUGAAGGAACCCUGGGUAGAGGAGGACAAACACGGGAAGGUGAAGUUCGCCGUGAUCCAGACGUACGGUGACACGACUCACACCUUGAUAGAAAAGCUCAACUACAAGGGGCUCUUCCUACCCGGCUACCACGCGCCCCUCUUCAAGGAUCCACUGCUGCCGAAACUACCAAGUGCCAAGCUGAACUUCAUUGACCAUGUUGUGGGGAACCAGCCAGAUCUGCAGAUGGUCCCAGUGGCUGACUGGUACCAGAAGAACCUGCUGUUCCAUCGGUUCUGGUCUGUGGAUGACAAGCAGUUGCACACCGAAUUCAGUGCCCUGCGCUCCAUCGUGGUCACCAACUAUGAAGAGACCAUAAAGAUGCCCAUAAAUGAGCCAGCUGCUGGCAAGAAGAAAUCCCAGAUUCAGGAAUACAUUGACUACUACGGCGGGGCAGGAGUCCAGCACAUUGCACUGAACACCUCCGACAUCAUCACAGCGAUCACCAACCUGAAGCAGCGGGGCAUGCAGUUCAUGGACGUGCCGUCCAGCUACUACCAGAUGCUGCGGGAGAGGCUGAAAACUGCUAAAAUCAAAGUGAAGGAGAACAUCGAUAAGCUGGCGGAACUGAAAAUCCUGGUGGAUUUUGAUGAGAAAGGAUACUUGCUCCAAAUCUUCACUAAACCAGUUCAAGAUAGACCCACGCUUUUCCUGGAGGUCAUCCAGCGGCAUAACCACCAGGGGUUUGGUGCUGGAAACUUCAAGUCUCUGUUUGAAGCUAUAGAAUCUGACCAAGAUGCCAGAGGAAACCUGACUAUCCUGCAUCCCAGCGGGGAGACAAACCUUCUCUAGAGCGUAUGGCUGGGUGAGCAGCGCUGGCAGAAAUGCAGCCUCCACCCUUAGC
Rhea pennata is the source of this 993-nucleotide messenger RNA. It is a transcript of the gene HPD, whose product is annotated as 4-hydroxyphenylpyruvate dioxygenase. Gene Ontology annotation, biological process: L-tyrosine catabolic process. Gene Ontology annotation, cellular component: endoplasmic reticulum membrane; Golgi membrane. Gene Ontology annotation, molecular function: 4-hydroxyphenylpyruvate dioxygenase activity. The coding region runs from base 3 to 941 and encodes 312 amino acids. NCBI's taxonomy places the organism in Eukaryota, Metazoa, Chordata, Aves, Rheiformes, Rheidae. The transcript is spliced from 9 exons. The record is from RefSeq and is a predicted model, not a curated record.